Molecule: messenger RNA, 3770 nt
Organism: Seriola aureovittata
Lineage: Eukaryota; Metazoa; Chordata; Actinopteri; Carangiformes; Carangidae
Gene: mapk7
Product: mitogen-activated protein kinase 7
Exons: 7
Coding region: 196-3576 (1126 amino acids)
Biological process (GO): protein phosphorylation; cell surface receptor signaling pathway; intracellular signal transduction
Cellular component (GO): cytoplasm; nucleus
Molecular function (GO): MAP kinase activity; ATP binding
Source: RefSeq, a predicted model, not a curated record
AGGAGGCGGUAGACAAAAACAAGACAUAGCCGCGUUACUACGGGAUUAAAAACAUGGUUUCAGGUGUCGUGGUUGGUUCAAAUGGUGAAAGUCUCUUCUGUUGAUGAGAAGCACGUCCCCGUGAUGUCGCGUUUUGGCUAUAUAACCGAGGAAUAAAUGGUUCAACGUACCUAGAAAACCCGAGCUUCAGACACAAUGUCGACGAAGGAGGGUGGAGAAUGUAAAAACGGUCAACCUGUUGCCAUGUCACCCGAAAGAAUGGCGACCGACAAAAGCAGAGAGAACCAGAACCAGCGUGGAGUUGAGGCAACGGGAGGCACCACAGACACCAGCACAACAGCAAAAAACUUGGCUUUGCUUAAAGCACACUCUCUGGAUGUGAAGUUCGACGUUGGAGAGGAGUACGAUGUCAUAGAAACCAUCGGCACAGGAGCGUAUGGAGUCGUUUCAUCUGCCAGGAGACGGGACAAUGGCCAGCAGGUGGCAAUAAAGAAGAUCUCCAAUGCUUUUGAAGUGGUGACAAAUGCCAAACGCACAUUGCGAGAGCUCAAGAUUCUCAAGCACUUCAAACAUGACAACAUUAUCGCCAUCAAAGACAUCCUGCAGCCAAACCUUCCCCACUCUGCCUUCAAGUCUGUGUACGUGGUGCUGGACCUCAUGGAGAGCGACUUGCACCAGAUCAUACACUCUGCCCAGACGCUCACCCCAGAGCACACACGCUACUUUCUAUACCAGCUACUCCGAGGCCUUAAAUAUGUGCACUCUGCCAACGUCAUCCACCGUGACCUCAAACCCUCCAACCUGUUGGUGAACGAGAACUGUGAGCUAAAAAUCGGCGACUUUGGCAUGGCGAGGGGUCUCAGUUCGCACCCUGAGGAGUCUCAUUCCUUCAUGACUGAAUAUGUGGCAACUCGAUGGUACCGUGCUCCUGAACUCCUGUUGUCUCUGAAUCACUACACUUUGGCCAUCGACUUGUGGUCUGUGGGCUGCAUCUUUGCUGAAAUGUUGGGGCGUAAGCAGCUUUUUCCUGGGAAGCACUACGUCCACCAGCUCCAGCUAAUUUUGGCCGUGUUAGGCACUCCUCCUGAGGGUUUAAUUGGUGCUAUUAGAGCUGACAGAGUACGCUCCUAUGUUCAGAGUCUUCCAUCACAGUUGGCUAUGCCUUUGGCCAAACUCUACCCGCAAGCUGAACCGCAGGCUUUGGACCUCCUGGGGGCCAUGCUGCGCUUUGACCCUCGUGAACGGAUCAGCGUGACACAAGCACUGGAGCAUCCUUACCUGUCCAAGUACCACGACCCAGAUGAUGAGCCAAUUUGUGUGCCAGCUUUCGACUUUGAGUUUGACAAGCUUCCCAUGAAUAAGGAACAAAUUAAAGAGGCCAUUCUGAUGGAGAUCCAGGACUUUCAUAGAAACAAACAGAUCUGUCGUCAGAGGUUGCAGUUCAGGCCUUUGCCGAGGGUGAACGGCGGAGCUGCAGCACAAAGCAGUAACCAGUGUAAUGCUCAGGCCUCGACUGUCAACCUGACCAAAUCCACAUUGGUUCCCAUGGCACAACACUCACAGGCAGCACAGAUACAGCAGCAGCAAAUGAGUGAGGUGAAAUCUCAACAGCAACAAGACCGCACACCAGCAAAAGUGGGCUGUGCAUUUACAAGUCAGAUGCAAAACUUUAAUAAGUCCACAUCUCUUUUAGAAGUUGCCCCGCCUCGUGUGACCCACAACUUGCCUCUCCUCUCUAAAAAUGUAAGUGUCCCAGUCGAUGUGGACAUGCCCAGUGCCAACUCAGACAGCGGUCAGCCAGAGACUAUAGAUUUAACAACGCCAGUGUCAAGUCAGGAUGGCCCCUCAGAAACAAUGAGAGACAGUGAGGCACAGGAGCAGCUAACCAGCAGUCAAGCUUCUCUGACUCAGCCCACCCAGGGCCAGUCCAUGACCCCAGCUCCCACCAGUAUUCCUGCAACGCAAGCACAGACCCUGACACCCCUACCCACCACUGUGCCUUCCCUUUCUCUCUCUGUGGCACAAGCCCAGUCACUGUCUCAGUCCCUUUCACAGUCACUGUCCAAGAAUGCCAGGCCUCCUCCAUGUGCAGGAGAGGGAACCAGAAAAGAAGGAGCAAUUUCAGAGGAUACUAAAGCUGCACUUAAAGCAGCUUUAUUGAAAUCAGCUCUCAGAAAUAAAUCCAGGGGUGAUGGAGGUACGUCUGCACUGGGCAUGGAUGCUGGUGGAGGAGGUAUAUUGUCCUCCCUGUCGUCUGUUCCAGAGUCGCGUCGGCCUGUCACAGCCCAGGAGCGUCAACGAGAAAGAGAAGAGAAGAGAAGGAAGAGGCAGGAACGAGCAAGAGAGAGGGAGAGGAAAAUGAAGGAAAAGGAGAGAAGAGAGGGAAAGCAGGGGGACUCGCUGGGCGGGGUUCUGCUGAGUGACAACGACAAAAGCCUUUUGCAGCGUUGGACAAAGAUGAUGGACAGUCGCAAUGAGAAAUCUCAGAUUUCUAGUAACGAUGGAGCAAAGAAUAAGGACUGUAAUGUGACCACACACCGGGGCGUAACUAUCGGUGAUAACACUCAAGGUGCUCUGAACAAUAACACGGACAAGGAGGUGAGGAUUCAGUCUCAUGAACAGUUAAUCUCACAAGUCAAGCCUAACCAGCCGAGCUUGUUUCAGCCUCCCAGCACCCAGCAACCAUCAUUACUUUUCUCCAUGAGCCAGAGGAAACCUCCAGCGGAUAUAGUUGUUGCUGUAAGUGGAGGGAUAGAUAUAAUGACCGUCACUGGUGGCUUUGUUAAAAACAACACGCUCAAACCUCACAAUGAGAGCAACGGACAAAGUGGUUUCAACUGUUUGGGGAAUUGGAGCGGCCAGCAAUUAGAGACAAGGCCACUUCAACAACCACAGCAAAACAGGAAACAGCAACCUCUCCCGUCGAGCUUUCUUCAGCCACAGCUACAACCUCAAAGUCAAACCCAGCCGGACCCUCAACCUCAGUCGCAGCUGCUUCCACUGGAGAGUUUUCUGACUAAAGCUCCAACACUUACCUCCAGAGAGACAAAUGGGAAUGUUGAUAUCAGCGGCCAAAACAACCUCAACUCCCACUCGACUACAAGCGCCGGGCCGAUGGAGAAGCUGUGUCCCACUGCAGGGGAGAAAUCGGGGCCACAGACCACAAACCCUCUCUGUGGGGCUUUAGGAGUCCCGUCACAGCCUCAUCCCAGCUUGGGAUUCACAGAUACAGGACAGCAAGGGCCUUCUACUGCCCCUGACAUCCACACAGUAACACUGCAGCUGUCAAAGUCCCAGGUGGAGGACAUUUUACCCCCGGUGUUCUCGGUCACCCCUAAAGGCAGUGGCGCUGGCUACGGCGUGGGCUUCGACCUGGAUGACCUUCUCAACCAGUCUCUCACAGACCUGCAACACUGUGACCGGGACAGUUUUGACUCGGCGCCCCUCUCGGCCUCCCUCUUAUCUGAUUGGAGCGAGGUUCACCGCAUGACUCCAGCUGAUCUGGAAUCACUGCAACAGGAGUUGCAGCUCGGCUCUCCCAUGAUCCUCUCUGAUACCAUUCCCCCUGACGCCUGACUUUCCCUUUCCUGGAAUUUGAAAAGAUAACACUUGGAUUUGUUUAUAUUUUUUGGAGCAUGAAAACCUUGAAUGAAGACUUAUCAAAUUAAUUUAAAAGCUAGCUUUUUUUUAAUAGGCACUACCAGUCAGACGUUUUUUACCAUUAUGACUUGCUGUGCUUUCUUUAUAAUAAAGAAAUCUGUGUCAUUGCC